GCAUUUGUUAAAAAAGGCGCAAAAUACGCUUCUAAUACCAACAAAUCCAAAUUCUUUCCUAUAAAUUCCAAAAAACAACAACUCUCUUUCUUCAACCUUUGUUGUUGUUGUUGUUCUUCUUCUUUCUCUUGAAGGUUUUAGAUAUGGAUUCGUCUCACCCAUCGUCCCCACCGGAGCUUGAUCUUCACAGUCUCAGACCCAUCAAGGUGCUUGGAAAGGGAGCCAUGGGGACUGUAUUUCUCGUCCACGAUCGAAUUUCUGACGAGUCUGCUCAUUUCCCCUUUGCUCUUAAGGUCGUUGAGAAAUCCUCUUUUGCUUCCAAAGUCGACGCCGAGCGGCGAGCUCGUUGGGAGAUUCAGGUUCUUUCUCGUUUGUCUUUCCCUAAACCUCACCCUUUUCUUCCCGACAUUGUUGGUUCUUUCGAAUCCGAUGAGUUUUUGGGUUGGGCUGUUCCGUACUGUCCCGGGGGCGAUCUUAAUGUCUUGCGUUACCGUCAAUUGGACCGGGUUUUCUCUCCGGCUGUCAUUCGGUUUUAUUUGGCGGAGAUCGUUUGUGCGCUGGACCACCUUCAUAGUAUGGGUAUCGUCUACCGAGAUUUGAAGCCGGAGAAUGUGUUGAUUCAACAAUCGGGUCACGUUACUCUCACCGACUUCGAUCUCUCGCGUACUUUGACACGUAGAACAGUAAAAGACGUUGUCUCUCUUGAAAAUUCCGGUCAUGAGAAGCCGCCGAUCGCCGUAAGACGAAAACCGGGGCGGAACUUGACACGGUGGAUCAUGUCGACCUCUAACGUUAAAAACGGGUCAAAAAAGGCUAAAUCGGCUCGGGUUAGUCCGGUGAGUCGUCGGAAGUCGAGUUUCACCAAUGGCGAACGGUCGAAUUCGUUCGUCGGAACGGAGGAGUAUGUCUCACCGGAAAUUGUUCGAGGAGACGGACAUGAAUUCGCCGUCGAUUGGUGGGCUCUAGGGAUUCUCACAUACGAGAUGCUCUACGGGGCGACACCGUUCAAGGGGAAAAACCGGAAAGAGACGUUUCGAAACGUUUUGGUCAAAGCUCCGGAGUUGAUCGGAAAGCGAUCGGAUUUAACGGAUUUGAUCGAAAGGUUGCUCGUAAAGGACCCCACGAAGCGGUUGGGGUACGUACGAGGCGCGUGCGAAAUCAAAGAGCAUGCGUUCUUUAACGGUGUUAAGUGGGACCUACUAACGGAAGUCACGCGACCGCCCUUUUUACCUCAUCGUGAAGAAACGGAAUGGACGGGGAAUUUAACGCUCGGUUGUGAGAGUAUUACGGAAUACUUUCACAAACAAAGAUCACCGCCUUCGUUUCCACCGUCGCCGUCGUCAACUACACCGUCGACGUCUUUCAGUUGGCAGAAUGACAUGUCUUUGACAGAGUUCUAACCCACACGUGCGGGGGUUGCACGUGUAAGAGUUCAAUAUUCUUUAGCCUCUUUGUGUAAUUUUAAUGUACAUAAAUGGAAUAAUCCCACCCGGCAGUAGGUUAAUUGAGAAAAUUGACAAAGAUUAAUGUGUUGUUAAGGUAAUAAUAGGUAGGAUUAGUACUAUAAACUCGGGAUUAACUUGGUGACAAUUAAAUCAUUAAUGUUUCUUUUGUAAUUGAAUGGAAUAUCAAGCAGCGCUGGGGAGGCGUAUGCGUUUCUUUCCUUAUAAAAAGAACAAAGGGAAUCAAAUUCCUUCACCUUUC
This is a messenger RNA of Cucumis melo (muskmelon), 1704 nucleotides long. RefSeq names its product serine/threonine-protein kinase UCNL. Gene Ontology annotation, biological process: protein phosphorylation. Gene Ontology annotation, molecular function: protein serine/threonine kinase activity; ATP binding. The record is from RefSeq and is a predicted model, not a curated record. The coding region runs from base 144 to 1400 and encodes 418 amino acids. The transcript has a single exon. NCBI's taxonomy places the organism in Eukaryota, Viridiplantae, Streptophyta, Magnoliopsida, Cucurbitales, Cucurbitaceae. Gene Ontology annotation, cellular component: nucleus; cytoplasm; plasma membrane.